AUAAAACUUAAUGGUGUUUACAGCUGAUCAUAGAAAUGUUGGAGGAAUGCUCCAGAUCAACCAGAGGAUCCAGAGCCAUCAUUCCAACUUGAACAAGAUGAAAUCAACCAUCAAUACAAGGAUCAAGCCCAAGAAGAAUGUAGCUUAUAUGAAAAGUGUGAGGAAGAAUAAGUCUAAUAAGAUAAAGUAUACUAGCCAGUAUGACGAUAAAUACAUGGAUCAUCCAGAAUUUGAUGAAGUAAAAGAAACUUUUAAGAGAGCUUGUAAAGCUAAGACAAGAACUGACACUAAGAAGCCUAAGACAAUGAAGUUUCUAGGGACUUUUCUAAAGAAGAAGCCUUGAUAUAACUAUGAAUUGGAUCAACAUUACAGAAACUUAGCAAGCCUCCAUCAAAGACUUGGAGCUCUUGGCUCUCCUGAACAAAGGAAGAAGAACCCUUAUGACCCGAUCUCACAUCCCAGCUUAUUCUUUAGAAGAGUCGGUCAGGAUAAUAAAUCAACUAAUUUGGGAGGAUAUGAAAAGAAAGUUCAGGGAAAGUACAAGGUUAACAAAGCAGUCCAUGACCUAAACAAGGCUAUCAUCGAUAAUGACUACUACUUUAAUUUCAGGGAUAAGGCCUAUGAAGGAGCUAGCUAUUAUGACAUUGCAAGCCGUAGUGUCCAGAGGCCUUACUCAAGCAAACCCAUUAUAUUUCCCUCUAACUUGAACUCAUAUGCGCAAGAAGAUGUGGCAAUUCCUCAUGAAGAGUACCAACAGACACCUCUUAAGAGGCCAAGGACUGGGAAGAAUAGGAGUAUGUACUACGAGUACUCAGAGAAUUCUUACAGUUCAGGAAAGAAAACGAGAGCCAGAAGCAAAUCAGCCUCUUCUAGAAAGAGAAAAUCAAGAGCAAAGAAGAGAAAGAGCAGUGAGAAGCAAAAUUUAACUGAUCAAUUUGUUGAUGAUCAAGUCCCAAUGGACUCACAGGAAGAAGAGAAGCAGCAUAGAUUAGAGAUCCCAGUGAUUGCCCCUGCUGAGGAUGCAUUAGAGUUCCUCAAGUCCAAACUUUUCGAGAUUAUAAUCUCCCAAAGAUUGACUAAGAAGGAAGACUUGGAAUUUUUGUUUGAAGAGACAUAUAAAGCUAAUAUGUCUAAAACACUGAGCAGUCCUGCUAACAAGAAAGCAUACAAUACAAUGGUUGAUGAGAUUAAGGAUCAUAUUGGGUUUGAUGCAUAGAUAAUAAGCAAGAUUUGAUCUA
This is a messenger RNA of Moneuplotes crassus, 1238 nucleotides long. Lineage: Eukaryota; Ciliophora; Spirotrichea; Euplotida; Euplotidae. The record is from the annotation of a GenBank genome assembly.